Messenger RNA from Lutzomyia longipalpis, 1056 nucleotides. It is a transcript of the gene Ube2g1, whose product is annotated as ubiquitin-conjugating enzyme E2 G1. Gene Ontology annotation, molecular function: ubiquitin conjugating enzyme activity. Gene Ontology annotation, biological process: proteasome-mediated ubiquitin-dependent protein catabolic process; protein polyubiquitination. Lineage: Eukaryota; Metazoa; Arthropoda; Insecta; Diptera; Psychodidae. The transcript has 3 exons. The record is from RefSeq and is a predicted model, not a curated record. The coding region runs from base 111 to 617 and encodes 168 amino acids.
GCUGAUGUGCGUGUGUGUGUGAUGUUUCAGAAGUCUCUGACAGAUCUCAGCUUGUUUUAAUUCCGACAAAAUUUUUAUUCCGACAAAAUUGUCCGUGUAUUUUAUAUUAAAUGUCAGAGCCCCAAUCUUCAUUAUUGCUUAAAAAACAAUUAGCUGAGCUGAACAAAAAUCCUGUUGAGGGAUUUUCAGCCGGAUUAAUUGACGAAAAUGAUAUAUUUCGAUGGGAAGUACUUAUUAUUGGGCCCCCGGAUACUCUCUACGAGGGUGGUUUCUUCAAGGCUCAUCUGUACUUCCCGAAGGAGUACCCACUACGGCCGCCACGUAUGAAAUUUGUAACUGAAAUUUGGCAUCCUAACAUUGAGAAGAAUGGUGAUGUUUGCAUAAGUAUCCUCCAUGAGCCAGGGGAUGACAAAUGGGGAUAUGAGAAGGCAUCUGAGCGCUGGCUGCCAGUACAUACAGUCGAAACAAUUCUCAUAUCUGUAAUAUCAAUGUUGGCUGAUCCAAAUGAUGAGUCUCCCGCAAAUGUGGAUGCCGCAAAGGAAUGGCGAGAGGCAUACCCGGAAUUCAAAAGAAAAGUGGCUAGAUGUGUCCGAAAAUCACAAGAAGAUAGCUCAUAGGUAUACUAAUAUUUUGAAUAUACAGACAUGCAUAAAUUUAAACAAGAAAAAAAAUUAUAAAAAUACAAUGAUGAAGAAAUAAGAAGAAGAAGAAGAAGAAGGAGGAAAUAUUGCUAUUAAUACUGAGAGAAAAUAAAGAGAAAAAAAUGCAAAAAAAAACAUAAAUUUUCACAUGAAAAAUAUACCUUCCAUGGAAAAAAAACAUUUAAAUACAUUGAGGUAUUGCAUUAAUAAGAAAAAAAAAACAUCAUAAUUAUAGAAUAAACAAUAGUAAUCAUCAUGAUACAACAUCAACAGAAAAAAAAACAUACAGACAAGGAUUAAAAUAUUAAAGAAAAAACACCAUUACAUACAAUUUUGAAUUUUGAAUUUGUUAUAAAGAAGAAAGAAGAAAGAGAUGAGAUGAGAGAAUAAUAAAGGUAUGCUAAAGGAAAAUAAA